Molecule: messenger RNA, 492 nt
Organism: Haliotis rubra (blacklip abalone)
Lineage: Eukaryota; Metazoa; Mollusca; Gastropoda; Lepetellida; Haliotidae
Product: profilin-1-like
Exons: 1
Coding region: 1-492 (163 amino acids)
Cellular component (GO): cell cortex
Molecular function (GO): actin monomer binding
Source: RefSeq, a predicted model, not a curated record
AUGUCGGAACAGAGCGGUGUGCAGGUUCCCUUGUGCUCUAAACAAAGGGGUCCUCAACAAAAUGAGGAAAAUGAUGCGAAAACUGAGGGUACUGAAUAUGUGAGUAAACCCUGGGACAGGUAUAUCUCCGACUUCCUGAUUGGGUCAAAUCAUGUGUCCGACGCAGCCAUAAUUGAAAGAAGUAGUGGUCAGUAUCUGUCCUCCACUACAGGGUUUGAGAUCUAUGAGGAUGAAUUUGAAGAGAUAUGUCAGAGUUUGUGUAACGCCCAACUUGCCUAUCGCAGAGGGGUUACUAUCAACAAUAAGCAUUAUCAGACUAGACUUGCUGACGGCUCCUGUGGAAUAUAUGCUCGGACCGCCAGCGAUGGGUGUUCGGUGUGUCAGACAUCUUGUUUGGUCAUCAUUGGCGUGAGUGACCACAAAUGCAAAUCUAAAAGUUGCAACGAGGAGGUGAUGCGCCUUGGGGACUAUCUUUUCUCCAAAGGGAUGUAG